CCCACGCGCGCGGACAUACGCGUGCAUUGUUGCGCUCGCUCUGCCCAGAGACCACAGAACAGUUCUCACCAGCUCAGCGCUUACUCACACGCGAUAUUUUCUGGCCAUGGUUGGCAAAAGUUUUAAGUGACCGGUCGAGGUGUUUAUACAUCACCUGUGAUCGUACAGGGAACCAGCUCACUUCACGGAUUUCUGUUACGGCAUGAUGCUGACCAUUUACGUGCUGCCAGUGAUCGUGUUCAGCGGCCUGCUGUGUAACGCCGUGUCCUGCCUGGUGUUCACCUCCCACGAGUUGCGAAAGCUCAGCUCAAGCGUCUACAUCUUUGCCCUCCUAGUCUCCGACUCCGGGGUCCUGCUGGGCCUCCUCUUUGUGUGGCUGGAGGCCAUCGGCUACAGGCUCAACCACAUCAACGGCAUCUGCCAGGCUCUGGUGUUCUUCACCUACGUGUUCAGCUUCCUGUCCGUGUGGUACGUCGUGUGUGUGACGGUGGAGAACUACAUCACCAUAUGUCAGCCCACCCAGUUCCGGGUCAUGUGCACGCGCAAACGGGCGGUGACCGUGGUGAGCGCCAUCCUAGUGCUGUCCCUGUCUCUGUACGCCGUCACGGCCUUCGCCACCGAGGUCGCGUAUAUCGAGCCACCAGGAAUCUGGCACUGCUCCCAGCGGGACGAGCUUAUGGAGGUUCUCCAGGCCUUGACCUACAUAGACUCGGUGGUUACUCUGCUCAUCCCACUCCUCGCCAUAUCCGGGAUGCUGCUGCCCAUCGCGUUGUCCAUCCUGCGCUCUACGCGCUGGCGGAAACGUCUGAGCUCGCUGCCCAUGUUGGACGGAGGCAAGCUGCGGACGGUUGGGGAAACAAGGAAGCAAGUGACGAGGAAAAGCCCUAGGGUCAGGGUUGCUAAGAUGCUGCUGGCGCUGUCUGUCUCGUAUAUCGUGAUGAACGCGCCCAGUCACGUGUCACGGCUCUACUAUCUGAUUCGCCAGCUAGAGAGUGGGAACACCAUCUUGACGUACUCCGAAGCGUUUAUCCAGUUGAGCCUUCAGUAUGUUAGCUAUCUCCAUCACGCCAUCAAGUUCUGGAUCUUCGUGAUCAUCAGUAAAAACUUCUCCAAAUACCUCAGACAAGUGCUCUCUGACCUAGUGCAUUUACGGUGUCUGCCGGGUUGAGGUGGGCACCGCGCGCACACUAACACUGACGUUUUCAUCUACUGGUUGAACAGACUGACGGACCAACGGACAAACAGACGAUUGAUUAUACGCAGAGUGAAAGAUGCAGACAGAAAGUUAUGCUAAAAAUGCCAUUCUCGCUGUAACAGAGAGACACUCACACACACACUCACACACACACAGAUACUCACACACACGCACGCACACACACACAC
Messenger RNA from Aplysia californica (California sea hare), 1383 nucleotides. RefSeq names its product neuromedin-U receptor 2. NCBI's taxonomy places the organism in Eukaryota, Metazoa, Mollusca, Gastropoda, Aplysiida, Aplysiidae. Gene Ontology annotation, molecular function: G protein-coupled receptor activity. The record is from RefSeq and is a predicted model, not a curated record. Gene Ontology annotation, cellular component: plasma membrane. Gene Ontology annotation, biological process: G protein-coupled receptor signaling pathway.